UCCCCCACCUCCAGCUGAUGUAAUAAUCUAAAACAAUGGAGUAUAACACUAAUCGAUGAAGGAAAAUAUGUUCAAUCCGAUUUUUUCUUCUUCUUCUUCUUACGUUUGCAGAUCUGUUAUUUAUUUAUUUUGUCUUGGGGUGGGAAAAAAAAAAUUAAAAACAAGAACGUCACGCACACAUGCGCAUAUAGGGUGCCACACUGACGCAUCGUUUAUUGUAUAGUCAACUGUUUUCUUCUUCUUCUUCUCCUUCUUCCUCCCUCUCCUCGCCGGGCGCAGGCAUGCCUGUAGCAGAUAAUUGUUUUUACCGCAUUCAACAGUCCUUCCAGAACGAAGAGGGUUGAAAGUCGGGGCUGAGACGGCGGAGGCUCUCCGCGCAAAAAAAAAAAAAGAAAAAAAACCUGGAGCCGGAUCCCGCCAAAGUAACGCGACUCCCUCUCCUUUUUUUCCCCUUCUUUUUUUUUAUUUUUUAUGAGGACGAGGUCGGGGUAGUGUAGUUUGAGGCGCUCAAGUGAGGCAUCACGAUCCUAAUGUGAAAUCCCCCCUCUUUUUUUUUCUUCUUCUUCUUUUUUGGCGAUGCCAAGUUGGACACUUGUGCCAUGGAGCUGCAAGCGUUAACAGAGAUAAUGCGCAGCCCCGUUUGGUGGCAGAGACAUCUUCAUGUGCAUCUGGAAGGGAAAUAUCUAAAAAUCUUUUUCGUGUUUUAAAACAUCCUGUGUGUGGAUUGAUUUUUUUUUUCGCCCGCUUGCUCUCUCUUCUCAGCAUUCCCUCAGUCAGUCGACGGAUUUUUGCCAUUACAGCUCAGUAGAGGGUGUCAGAUCUUUCUCAGAGCACCGCGCUAGGAUGAACACGGUCUCCGCGUUCCGCUUUGCUUUUUUCCCUUUUUGUAAUUCGCCGCUGUAAACAAAAAGAAUUUAAAAGAUAUAAUAACACUACUAAUAAAGGGCAAAGAAAGGCGAAGGAGACGAGACGCCGAUGGAUGCGAGGGGGGGACGCGAGUGUGCGGGAUCGCCUGUGAGGCUCCAGCGCGACGUGUGAAUUCAGCACCAGGGGAGAGGGGACAGCUCCCGACGCCGCAACACGCAGCACGACUCGGGGAGAAAAAGACACGGAUUUGCUCGUUUUCUCCCCCCACCAUUUUGCCAAGGUCAGUCGCGAACGAACUGCCGAAAGAUGCGUUGGACUGCGCUGCCGCUGCCGCUGUCGGACUUUGUUGAUUUUCACGAACCGUGAGGAUUCGGCCGGGGAAUUUUUUUUUUUCCUUUUCUUUUUUUCCCUUUUUUUUUUUUUUUUUUUUUUGCUCAAAGUCCGGACGCAAGAGCAGGUUAGACGCAGCAUGGAUCUGUUAUAAAAGACUGCCUUAUCUUUCUCCCCCUCCUCCUAAAUGUCUGUAUCUCCCCCUUUCUUCGUGCUGGUGCAGACUGAAUUCGCAGCUCGUAUGUCUUGAAACCGGGAAUGAAUCGUCCACGUUGAAAAAUGCUGCUUUGGAUUGUUCUGCUGAAUGCGGCUCUUUGUGUUGCCAGUGGAAAUGUUACAAGGGACGUUUGUAAGGAGAAGAUAUGCUCCUGCAACGAUGUAGAGGGGGAUCUGCACAUAGACUGCGAAAAAAGGAGCUUCACCACUCUGCAGCAUUUGACCGGCCCCAGCUCGCAGUUCUAUCACCUGCUGUUGCACGGGAAUUCUCUGUCCAGGCUGUUUCCCAACGAGUUCGCCAACUUUUACAACGCCGUGAGUCUGCAUUUGGAGAACAACGGCUUGCACGACAUCGUCCCCGGCGCCUUCUUGGGGCUGCAGCUCGUGAAACGGCUGCACAUCAAUAACAAUAAGAUACGAUCAUUCCGGAAGAGUACGUUCCUGGGGUUAGACGACUUGGAGUACCUCCAGGCCGAUUUCAAUCUAUUGAGGGAUAUUGACCCCGCCGUUUUCAGGGACCUAAAUAAACUUGAAGUGUUGAUACUUAACGACAACCUCAUCAGCGCGCUACCUAUAAACGUGUUUCAACAUGUGCCCAUCACGCAUCUCGACCUGCGGGGGAACCGAAUCAAAACGUUGCCUUACGAGGGGAUCCUCGAACAAAUACCGGGCAUAGCGGAGGUUUUGUUGGAGGACAACCCCUGGGACUGUAACUGCGACCUGGUUUCUCUGAAGGAAUGGCUGGAGAACAUACCGCGUAACGCGCUCAUCGGGAGGGUGAUCUGCGAGGCUCCCACCAGGCUGCAGGGGAGCGACUUGAACGAGACGUCUGAAGCGGAGCUGUGCCCUUCACAGAGCGGCGGCGUGGAUACCAGCCUGGUCGCCCCUCCCACCCAGGAGGAGACCUCGGAGCCGCGCGGCCCUCGCCCCACGCCUUACAAGCCCGUGAGCCGCGACGCCAGCGGGCCCCCGACGCCCGGCGGCCACGGCUCCAAGGGCCACUCGUCCAAGUCUCGCGAGAACUGGCAGCUGAAGACCAGGCCCACUCCGGUGGUGACAGGUGCGAGCGGGGACAGGGAGCAGCUGCACAACGUGACGUGCCCGCAGCCGUGCAACUGCAAGCUGGUCGGCUCCAGACAGGGGCUGGGGGUCAACUGCGAGGGCAAAAAGAUCGAGAGCCUGGGCAACCUCAAGCCCAAGCCCCUGGCCGCGCACGAGCUCAACAUGCGAGACAACAACAUCCACGCGGUGAAGAAGAACCAGCUGCUGGGCUACUCGAGCCUCAACCUGCUCGACCUGGGCGGGAACAACAUCAAGGUGAUCGAGAACAGCACGUUCCAAAACCAGAGCGAGCUGAGGUGGCUGUACAUGGAUAAGAACUACCUGGAUACGCUGAUGGCAGAGAUGUUCGUGGGCCUCGUGAAUCUGGAAUAUCUCAGUUUGGAAUACAACGACAUCCAGCUGAUCGUGGCGGGCGCGUUCGGCCCCAUGCCGAACCUGAGGGUUCUGUUCCUCAACAACAACCUGCUCAAGUCUUUGCCCGUGGAUGCUUUCCUUGGGAUUUCUUUGUCCAAAAUUAGCCUGCAUAAUAAUUAUUUCCCCCACCUGCCCGUCGCUGGCGUGUUGGACCAGCUCAACUCAAUCAUACAGAUCGAUUUGCACGGGAACCCGUGGGAUUGCGCGUGCAACAUCGUGCCCUUCAAGCAGUGGACGGAGAAGCUGGGGGCCGACGUGAUCGUGGGCGACCUGAAGUGCGAGUCCCCCGAAGAGUUCUGGAAGCGCGAUUUCCGCUACGUCCGGAACGACCUCAUGUGCCCCCAGCUCUACGACAGAACCCCCCCUACCCCGCUGUCCAAGAACAGCACCUUCGCCCUGGACUCGGGGACGCGCUCAAACUCUUAUCUGGAGCCGAACAGGGUCUCCAUCUCGGUGCUCGUGCCCGGGCUGCUGCUGGUGUUCGUCACGUCCGCCUUCACCGUGGUGGGGAUGCUGGUGUUUAUUUUGCGGAACCGAAAGAGGUCGAAGCGGAGGGACGGCAACUCGUCGGCCUCGGAGAUCAAUUCCUUACAGACGGUGUGCGACUCGUCUUACUGGCACAGCGGGCCUUACCACGCAGACGGGGGCGCGCACCGGGGCUUCGACUGCAGCACGCACCUCUCCACGACAAACGAUGCGUAAAAGGCACUCUGCUAUCACUCAAACACAAUAAAGCCUCCACCAGACUUGGAUUACAAACAUUCACGCGGUCAGAGACACACAACGAAUAAACAAAAACUGCAAGAAUCACCUGCUUUUUUCUUAAUUUUUUUCUUUUUUUUUGGGCUCGUCACAGGCGAACACAAACUUGUUUAUGUCUUGUUUGAACCAACUCUGCUGCUGCACAGGCCCCGACUCUGUAAUAUAUGUAUAUGCCAAUCUUAAAAAAAAAAAAGGAAAAAAAAAUCCCUCCCUCCCUCCUCCUCCUCCUCCUCCUCGGAGUUUGCCGCAAUCGGACUACGGAUCUGUGUGAGACAGAAAAGAGGGAGGAAAAAAGGAGGGGAGAGAGGGCGUGUGUGUGUGAGAGAGAGAGAGAGAGCGAGCGAGAGAAAGCAAGAGGACCAUGGGAAUGGUGCACGAACGCAUGAAUGUAAAUGUAAAUACUUGGACCGAUGUAUCAUAAUCUGCAUGAUGAUAUUUCGCAUGGUUUCAACACACACACACAAAACGGAACCAUAACCACCAUAACCAAGAAAGAAGCAAACCCUUUUCAUGUUCUGUCAAUAUGACGACUAUAUAUAGAUAUUAAGAAUUAUAUAUGACUAUUACAAAGUGCCAUUUCUCUAUUUUUUGUGAACCUGCAGUUAGGAUUUGUAUUUGUUGUUUUAAAACUUGUUUGGAGACAAAAAAAAAAAGCGAAAAAUCUGAUGAUGACGACGACGACGACUAUCGGGGGGAGGGGGAGAAAGGGAGAGACGGAGGUGAAGCUGUCAGUUGCAUGUUCUUUUUUCUGUUCGUUCUCAUUUUUGAUUGUCGAUAAAUAUUUGGGGUUAUUUAUACUAGAAGGCGCGGGCCCUGGGAGCCCUGCGCUCUCGUCACCAUCAUCUCCUUUAUGAAUGUAAACUGUGUUACUUUAUGGUGUGCCAAUUGUUCAGAUAUCCAGACGCGCAGAUGAGCAUGACCAAUUAACGUCACUCAGAUGCUUAUGCUGCAGAGUUAAUGUAGCUGAAAAAUAACAGUUCAGUGGAUUUCUUUUUCUCUUUUUUUUUCUCUUCUUUGAGUGUGUGUGUGUCAAUGAAUAUAGCCUGCUUUUGGGGAUGAGAGGAGGAUGAUGAAAAAAAAAAACAACAACACAGGAAUCAUUUCAAUGGGGGGUUUAUACCAUCAUAUUUUUUCAACAACUUGAGCAAAAGAGGUGUUUUCAAUCGUAAUUCGAUUCAUGUAAACAAGGUAGACCGAUAAUAGACUAGAAUGCUUUUUUUAGUGUCAGAAAAAAGAAGUGUUCCUCCACACACACACAGGAAAAAAAAAAGCGUAUGGCUAUGAUUCACUUUCAUCAUAUUGUGAGCUUUUGUAAAGCCAUCUAAUCUUGUCCAAAUAAGAGAACUGAAACUCACUGUAUUUACAAAAUGUGCUUGAAAUAGGCUGUUUUUUGUUUGGUUGUUGUAUUAAUAUUCUUUUUUAUUUUGUUUCUGUUGGUGGGCGGUGAGGAGAAGCGGCGCCCUCGUUGUUAAUGGGGGAGGAAGGUGUCAGGUGACGCGAGAGGCCUUUUUUCAAAUCAGCAUUUUGAACUGGAGAUGCUCUUCUCACGGAGGGGAUCGCAUCUUUUUUCCUUUUUUUCCCCCCUCGGGCUCAUGACAAAACGACACCAUGACUGAAUAUCUGUUUUUGUAAUACUCACCUGUCAAAGAGGUUUGUGGGUUGGGGUGGGGGAGGGGAGGGGAGGGGGGGCUCGCAGCUUUGGCCUACUCUGCUUUAACAGGAUUUGGGAGGAAAAGAAGCAUUAAAAAGGUUGUGACGUAUUCUCAGUUUUUCUACAAAUGUCUCUUUACCUGUGGAACACAUGCGAGGAAUGUGCAUUUUCUUUGUGCUUUUAUUCUGAAAUUCCAGUGCUGACAUUUGCCAAUUGAUUUUUCUUGUGCGGAAACUCGGACGCCUAACUCGCACGCAGUUUCAGCAUAAUUCGGCGGUCGACGCGUCACGGCCGGGAUGCGUGUUAGGAGCCGAUGCGAGAUGGGCCCGCGUCCCCCUCCCACCCCAAACCUCCCCCCUCCUCUGUCUCUCUCGCUAGUGUCUCCCUCAGUAUGCGGGCUAGCGCUGUCCAUGGUGCUGAUUCACUCCCCCCCUGCUUUCCGCCCGCCCCUCCUCACACAUGCCCGCGUUUGUGCCUUGCCGGCACGUGUGCGUGAGGACGGAAAGGUCCCCCACCCCUCUAACCACGCAGUCCCCCUCUUUUCCCCCAAACAUGUGACCACGUGCAGCCUGACCUUGGGGACUAACAUGUCAGCACAUCUGUGACAAACGCUCACCAUCCUCCUCCUCUUAUUUUUUAUUUUUUUGGCAAGUCACCCCCCCCCCCCCACCGGCCCCGUCACCGGCUCACGUCCCCUUCCUUUUCCCAUCCAAUCACAGGGGAGGGUUUCGGGGUUAACUAUGUGUCUCUUCUAUGGAGUAUUACUGUGCCACAGCCCACUGAUGAGUUGUCAUUAUUUUCAAACGCUGUGUUUCAAAGUUACAUUUAUAUGCUUUGCGAUAUUUGACCUGCUUCUAUUUUGUUAAAUAAAGUGUGGUUGAGGUUGAGUAAAAAAACAAAAAAAAAAAACAAACACUUUUUUGGGUCGGGUUUGACUGAGCUGACGUCACGACACGAGUGACAAAAUCCCAUCCGCUAUCUGCUCACACUGUUGUGCGUAUGCAUCCUGAAGGUAAACACUAAGCCGAGGUACACUACCUGACUCCUUUGUUCAGAGCGUGGAAGCUUUUAUUGUUGUCAGGUGAUGUUAUCAGGAUUCAAUCAGAGCAAAUGACACAUUUUGCCGGUUGUGUCUUUGAGAGCUCGACUUAAAAUUCAAGAGAAACUAAAUAUAAAACUCAUCCGCGUGCUUUGUAUUUGGUUUUCUUUACGACUCGGAAGAGCUGAUAUCGGGCUCACUUCAGCUUCUAUUAUCUGCUGUAUAAAUACACAGACUGCUCUUACAUUUAAUGGAAAAUGCAAAUGCCAUGCGCCGUGUGGCCGAGUGGUAUGUUUUAUAUAAUGCCGGAUAUUAGAUCUUCAGCGACAUUACACGCCGUCUCCGUGAAUAGAUUAGAGGCUGCCAGGUGUUGCCGCGCUCUUGCGCGACUUGGUGAACAACAGUAGGACCCAUUCAUUAAUGCAAUGGAUAAUAGCUGCUGGAAACACAGCAGCUAGCGGAGUAGCCUCUUUUGCACGCUGGGCACACAGCGCUCUGACGCUGUUGUGGCCCAGCGGGCCUGCCGUAGUCCGUGUGACAUUCCCCCCGAGGAGCUGGCAGUUGAUGCAACACUUCCAGCAGGGAUAACAUCAUCCGCACACCUCGUAACGUUCGGCUUUGGUGGAAGUCUCCACGGCCUUUGGUUAGAAGCAGGGCCAUUUAGUCCUGAGGGGAUGGGGAAUAUUUGGUGCAUGUGUUUUCUAUUUGGAUGCUGUGUCUUUUUACUUUAUUUAUUUAUUUAUUUAUUUAUUUAUUGCUUCAGGGUUAUUGCGCUGGAAAAGAAGUGUGUACCUCUGGCUGCUUACUCAUCAGCUGAAUUCCCAUUACAGCUUCAACCCGCACUUCUAGUGUGAUUUGUUUCUGCGCUACUUCAGCCACAUCUGAUUUGUUUUGUGGGGUUUUGUGUUGCAUUUUUAUUUCUCCUUUUGGGUGGGUGGAAGGAAACACGGGAGAUUAUUCUUUUUGGGCGCUAGUGGCAGCAUUUGAAACCAACCGGAAAAGCAAUCAGACCUUGUCGUUUGGAAUAUUUGUGCAAUUCGAGCAAUGAUGAGAUGUUAAAAACCAUUGUUUCCUUUAAAUGAAGCGUCUCCGGUUGGCUUUUGUCUGCCUCCCAUCGGUCAGAUUCAGUGUGUCGGCUCUUGUUUGGAUUUUGUAAAAAUCCCCCGAAGACUUUAAGCUGGGGUAUUAGCUUUUGAAGUUUGCUUUGAUGGAAGUCCCAUGUGUUGCACUGAAGACUUGCCAGUAGUCUUGCACUCCCAAACUCUGCAGCCGCUGCAACCCUUGCUGCCGGUAUUAGCCCACGGUGCGCGUGUGUGGGUGUGUGUACGCGUAGUUAUCUGGCAUCAUCCCCAGGGAUUUGUUGGUGUUACUCCCAGAAUUUAUUAUUCUUAUUAGCCCAUCCAUUGCGAAAGCACUCGGCCUAUAAGUCUCAGCGGUUGGGUUUUAUUAGCGGUUCUGCUCAUUGCGAGCACCAACGGUUACGGAACGGCCUCCGUUCUGUAAUGCUGUGCUUGGUGAUUGAGUUUGAAUGCAUCAGAGUGUUACAAGUGUUACACACUACGUGGGCUAUAAACUCAUGUAAUCGUUGUGUUUCUGAAUACGCAUUUCAGUAUGCAAACACAUCCUUAAAAACACGCGUCAACCAAAUCUUGGGCGAGAACGUGUUUGUGCUGACCGGAGUUUUGCCGGCAGCCACGGUCAAUACAGUGUUUCAGUGUAGUCAUUUUCACAUUGGUCUUUUCUUGCCGUGCAUUUGGCUUUGCGUCAACUCAGCUAGACUCGAGGCGGGGUGGAGCAUUAGAUCGCGGUCUGGCUGCGCCAACAGCAGAGGCAGCGAAAGACAAAACUCCAGCAGAAGUUGCAGACUUUCCAAGCGCCGAGCGGUUCAAACGUGGGCAGAUAAAUCAAUUGAACCACAACUAGUUCAAAUAUUCCCAAUCUUGCUCACGCUCUCAUAUCUGCCAGACAGACUAUUGAGCAAACACAGAGAGUAAUUAAAACAGAUCCCCGCUCGUAAUUGGCCGAGAUCUGGUGUUGAACCCGCUGCACGCCGGCCUGCGUCAAACCGCCGAGCGAGGCCUUUAAUCAAGAUGAGUGAGCGGCCCGCUGAGGGUUUCCUCCCUCUCUAAGUAAUCCUCUUCCCCCAGCUCCCACUUAUCGAUUAGAGCAUUGAUUUGAUUUAGCAGCCACACGCGCACCCAUCCCUCACUGGCAUUUCUAGAAUUAUGUGGCUUUACGUUAUCUGAUUACGCUGCUCAAACGGGAGCUACGGCAAAAUCUUUGUUUGCUUGUUUGUUUGCAGUCAUAAAGCGAAGACACGUGCAAUUUGUUCAGGGACUUUCACACAGACCCCUCUACAUAACCUCGUUUUGUCAACACGCCUCACUGUUGUCACGUAAGUGGGCGUACGCACGGCACAGUCCCAUCAGAUCAGGACAGGUCUGCCUGUCAGACAACAUCUUGCAACUGGGCCAAACGGACGUAUUUGUGUAAGUAGGGCUCUCCGCUCUGACACGAUAAGUGGCAAUAAGGUGCUGUUGAUGUUACACAACGACGCUCCACAUAAAGCAUCGCUUUAUGGACCGGAGAGCUUUAACACAUGCUGAAGCAGCUUCUAGCCACUCUCUUUCUACUUCUAAAAACUCAAUUGAAAACCUCUAGUAACCUGCAACCUCCUGGCCAACCUGUCCCCUCUUCCAAUCCUUGGGUGUGAACAGCAGCUGAAUGAAAACCUCAGCUGAAGGAACACACUGCCGAAACCCGAAAGAGUUUCUUUAAAAACAUUCUCAGUGUAUUUCUCCGUUGUAUUUGCGCCGUUGCCAUGCUUGAAACCUCCCACAACAGAGACCAGGUGCUUAAUGAAAGCUAACAUCCGUGUGAGAUACCGGAGACAAAGCAUUUAAAACACUGUUGUACUCGGGCCCAUUUACCCAUUUUCCAUAAAAGCCCCCUUUCCCCUGAUUGGUCGUCUCCAACGUCAUGUUCGAGCCUAGAGCUGAGAGUGCUGCACCGGUGAAGAAGAACGCAAAGAUUUGAGAGCCGUUUAAUUGGAUGCUUAGUAUGUACACGCCUCGAGUGCAAGAUGAGUCAUCAACAUUUUUAGGUAGUUUAAAGUAGCAUUAAGAAUGCCUUCAAGUCCUUUUCAUUGGUUCACUGUUGGCUCAGACAUUUAAUAUAAAGAACUGAGCAUGCAGUUGUAUUUUAUGGAGGCUGUUGGGGUGAAAAAUGGGUUAUUUUUUUAGGAAUUGUAGCUCCAUAGAAUCCACUACUGUAUGAGCAAUGGUUCAAUCCCUCUGAAAUAUUUACAUUGUCACCGUAGCUUAUAAAAACCUGAUUGUUUUAGUAUGUAAGUGAUAACAGUGCUUGAACCUAAAGCAUCCCCUGAGACAAAAGGUCAUUCACGCACAAUUAAACAUGCAGCAUCACAUCCUGCUCUUAUUUGGGUCGGUGGUGUGGGAUGUCGAUAUAUUGAUUUGGGGAUUUUUGUGUUUAACUCACGAGCCGUUCUGAGGAAAAUCAGCUGAGUCAAUGUCGAUGUGCCGAGGAACGCCUUCGGCGUACUUUGAACAGGCCGUAAAUGUGACGUACAACUGAUCGAAGCCGUCUUGGAGGGAGUUCAGUAACCGGCGUACACUCUGAGAGGCCUUCAGACAACAACCGCUAAGGAUUCUUCUCUGCUGCUACACGAAAUACUACAACUGGAUGGGAUUCAUCACGUACAAAUGUCCGAGGAUCAUUUUCACCGCAGUGGUCAAUUAGGCUCUAAAGAGGAAUCCAAUAACACAAAUCCUAAUGGAUUGGGAUUUUGGAGGGUACGCAGAGCUAAUCUUGAGCCCCAAUCACAGACGUAGAGUGUGUAGAAAUCCAUUCUUUAGAUCCUAACCAGGUCACAGGCUCUGUUGUUAGAACACUUCCAGUCAUCGAGCUUUAGAAAAACACCCUUUCAAGCGGUCGGUAGCAGACCGGGUGAAGCCUCAACGACUUUGCCGAUAUUAGAGCUGAACUCCAAUACCCCUGAAAAUUCAAGCUGUAACAACUAAUAUCUGGUUUUACCCACAAAUGUAACCGUCACCACAAAGGGACAGUGAAUUGCCAAGCAGUGCAACCACAAAAUGAUGUGAAAUGAUUACCUGAAAGAUUAACAUUUAAAAUAAAAAAUAGAAAGUG
Messenger RNA from Mugil cephalus (flathead mullet), 10508 nucleotides. RefSeq names its product SLIT and NTRK-like protein 1. The record is from RefSeq and is a predicted model, not a curated record. The transcript has a single exon. Bases 1477 to 3591 code for a protein of 704 amino acids. Gene Ontology annotation, cellular component: GABA-ergic synapse; postsynaptic density membrane; glutamatergic synapse. Gene Ontology annotation, molecular function: protein binding. Gene Ontology annotation, biological process: axonogenesis; regulation of presynapse assembly; positive regulation of synapse assembly. NCBI's taxonomy places the organism in Eukaryota, Metazoa, Chordata, Actinopteri, Mugiliformes, Mugilidae.